This is a messenger RNA of Fraxinus pennsylvanica, 540 nucleotides long. NCBI's taxonomy places the organism in Eukaryota, Viridiplantae, Streptophyta, Magnoliopsida, Lamiales, Oleaceae. The record is from the annotation of a GenBank genome assembly.
AUGAUCUGCAUUGCUUUAGUUUCUUUGACAAAUGUGUACGUCAAAAGAAUCAAAACUAUAGUUCUUUUCAACACAUGCUUUGGAGGGUAUGCCACAUGGUUCAGCAGGAAGGGAAGGGACCCAAAUCUCCUUACCGGUGCACUUGUUGGAGGACCUGAUGCUUAUGACGACUUUGCUGAUCAAAGAGACAACUAUGAACAAACUGAACCUGCUACCUACAACAAUCCCCCCCUUUUGGGCUUAUUGGCAAGGCUACAAGGUGGUCACGAUGGGUACAAUCAGCUCCUUCCAGUGGAACUUCCAGCACUUAAACCGGUUAAUACUCUGCCAAAAGCAGCUCCAAAACCUGAAAUAACACCAGCUACAGCUUCAUCUGCCAGCCCUAUUGACAUUGCACAAAAGGAGACAACUUCGUGGGUUGCGAAAGGAAAAACUUACUACAGAUACUCCACAAUGGUAACCAAUAAGUCUCCCAAGACCUUGAAAAAUUUGAAGCUUUCGAUUUCCAAGCUCUAUAUGGGUUCUCAUGAAGUUCAGUGA